Molecule: messenger RNA, 3880 nt
Organism: Xyrauchen texanus (razorback sucker)
Lineage: Eukaryota; Metazoa; Chordata; Actinopteri; Cypriniformes; Catostomidae
Gene: ccdc50b
Product: coiled-coil domain containing 50b
Exons: 13
Coding region: 350-1495 (381 amino acids)
Source: RefSeq, a predicted model, not a curated record
UUUGUUUUGGUUUAGUUUAGGACAAAAGUAACAACGGCAGUAAGACAAACAUGCAGAAUAAAGCAAGCAGAACUCAUGUAUAAGAGAGAUUAAUCUGUUUAUUUAGAGUAGAGACUCUACUGUUAGACUGCUGUCACAUAACAGAUGGGUGUUUUUGUUCUUUUGUGUGUCAAACUCACGCCUGAAUCAAGAGCGUGCGUGUGCUGUGCUUUGCUGUGGAUGAGCGACGUUUACAGAUCACAGAAGUGUCUAUGAAGCGGCAGAAGUGGUCUGCAGGAGUUUGAUGCUGCAGGAUUCUUCAGAUCAUGAGACUGUGACCUCAGCGUGAAUUCAGCCAUGGCAGAAACUGAUGUCGACAAAUCUAACCUGCCUGGUGUCUAUGACGGCCCCGUCUGGCGGUCCGAAGAAGUUGUACUCUGAACCGUCACAUCCUGCCGGAGAUAGGAGACGGGCGAGGAACCUACCCCCGUGCAGGACGGGACUCAACUGGUGGUGGUGGGGUGGUGGAGUGUGUCAAUGUUUCUCUGUGUUAGAGGACGGAGCUGUGGCUCACAGUCUUCAAGAGCAGGAAAUUGAACAGUUCUACAGCACCAACAUCCAGAAGAACCAGGCGGUGCAGAACGAUGUUCGUCUGGCGAGGAGACUGCAAGAAGAAGAGGAACUGCGAGCGAAACUCCAUCGAGACCUCAGGCAACUGGAGGACGAGGACUGCAGAUACGCUCAGAUUAUUCAGGAACAGCUUCAGAGAUGUGCGGAGGAGGCCAGGAGGAGAGAAGAAGAGGACGAGGAAAUAGCUAAACAGUUACAGGAAGAAGAAGAAAUGGAGAUGAGACAGCAGAGGGCUGCUGCUGGUUACCAUGGCUAUAAUGGCAUCUCUCCACUGUGUGAAGGGUUGGGAGUUUGGGAACAGGUGCUUCAAGAUGCUGAAUUGGCCCGAAGACUACAAGAGGAAGAGGAUAUGCUGCCUAACAGAGAGCAUUUGUCUCAGAGCUCUGGAUCAGAUGUGGAUUUCAUAGCAGCACAAGUAGCCCAAGAUGAGGAAAUUGCCAGAUGCAUGCAACAUCAUCGUAGAAUAAGCAAUAGGCCACAAGAACUAGAGAUCCAGACGAGGCCGAGUGAACCAAGAGACGAAGGCAAUACCACAACCAGAAAGGCAAUGCAGAUGUUGAGAGAGAGGCUGAACUCAGAAGGAUUGCACUCACCUGUUGAAGAAGACUACUCCAUAGAAAGCAAUCUACCAAGCCCGUCAUGCACUGCACUCGGAACACAACACAUACACAACAUUGCGGAAGAACUGGACCCAACCUUUAAGGCUAGAAAGAACGAGAGCCAAAUUUCCACCAACCCCCCGUCAGGUCUGUGUUUGGCCCCCCGUAACCCACACAGUAUAUUUUAUGACUAUUUACCAGAACCCACCUUUGUACCACCAACUAAAAGGCAGAGUGACAAAGCAGGACGCCCCAAAAGCAAGAAAGAGAACUGUAAACAACAGUGAUCAUGUAACUAACACAGUGCUGUCUGCUUUAAUAUAGCUUAAACGUGUUGUUUGCUCUUUUCAGUGUAAACCAGCUUGUGGGCACAGAUUAGGCUUUUUAGACUAACAAUGUAAGCAGCGAUUUCCUGUUUAAUUGGUUUGGUCUAAUUCUGUGCUCCAUCCAAAUUCCCAAUUGUGACCUAGAAAACUGCAACUUGGAAGCUCGUAUGGAAAUCCAUUUGUUAAAUUUUACCUAGCUGCGGGCAUAAGAUGUAAUGCGAACAUACAAGCGCACCAUUAAUGAUAAACGUUAACUUUUAAGCAAAUAAAUGCAUUAAUGCAUCAAAGGUUUCUACAUUACAUGAUAAUUAAAUUUUAGUAGGGCUGUCAAUCGAAUUACAUUUUUAAUCAAAUUAUAUGAAAUUCCGAUUGAUUAGUCAAAUUAAUCGCAGUUAAUUGCAUAUAUCAAUAUUUGCUGACAAAGGACCCCAAUUAAAGAUAAUUCAAGAUAAAUAAUUCAUAAUAAUUAAAAAGAAUUAUACAUAUUUAAUAUUCAAAUAAUUAUAAACAUAUCAUUGAACAUAAACCUACCGUUGACAGCAAUCCAUUUUGCAAUUGAGUUCAUCUGUCCUUUUCUGACAUUGAAUUUUCUUGCAUUCAAUCUUUUUUUAUUAUAUUUUUGGUGUAUGUAGAUAUACACUGUAAUAGUAAUUUUUCAAGUUAUUAAAGUCCUGACUAUACAUUGUGAUCAGUUGAAUGCCACUUUGGUGAAUAAAAGUACCAACUUCUUUCCAUAAGAGCAAAAUCUGUACAUUAUUCCAAACUUUUGGCCGCCAGUGUAUGUCAGACAGAUGCUUUUGGAGCACUUAUUGGAGCAUUAGUUGAUGAAAAUCUCAUCUCCAAAUCCCUGCAUUCUGUUGUGCUGACAUGUGUCCUGUGUGACCGUCUUUCAUUCUGUGGCUGCGCCGCUUGUGAGGUUUGUUGAGGCGCACUGACUGCCCCCUGCUGACAUAGCUCGUUAAAAAACAAAUGUACUUCAGCUUGAAUUGCUCUGAUGGUAGGACAAACUGUACUUUUAUUACAGAAAUUACAUACGGGUCUGGAGGCAUGACUAUUUAAUAAAUGUUUCAAUAAAUACAAAUGUAUUUAGUGUAAAUUUAAUUAUAUAUAAUAUAACAUGAUUAUAUUGACAUGAUAAAUCAACAGCCCUACAUUUUAUCAAAAAGUUAAUUAUCCUCUAUUAAUUAUUAUGCAACUACAAAACAAAUGCUUAGCAUCUUUUAUGAUCCACAUUUGGUUUUAGUAGACUUUGUUGACAAUCAAUCAUCUGCAAAACUAACAUUAAUGUCACUACAGGAUAUUAUGUCAUUUUAAGAGCAUCAGACUCUACAGGCCAAAGUAUACUUUGGUUGUUUGCGAUCCGCUAAGUCUCUACGUUAUGUAAAUCGUCGUCAUGUAAAUUUCGUCAUGCGUACAGUCCAUGGGUAUGCUCAAAUAAAUAAACAUUUGAAUUUACUUUUAAAAAAAAAAGCUGUGUCAGUUGGUUCCACACAACAGUGUUGAGUAAUAAUUGGCUAGCAAAAGUUUGCAUUGACAUGUUAAAUGUAAUGGCAUGAAUCUCAACAUAGUUGAGUUCAUGUGGAAAGCAAAGUUCAUCCUAGCCUGUAUAUUGUCAGAUGUCAGAGAUAUAAAGUACAGUAAGAAUAUCCCACAUCUGACUUGGAUUGGGUGCAUAACUGCAGCAUUAUCUACUAUACAGAAUAGUUCCUUUUUUAAUCUUUAGGUGUUUGUUAAUAGGAAUAUGUUACAUUUACAUUUGAUUUACAUUGUAAGCUACAACAUGUUUGAUUGAAAAUAGUUUACAUAAUCAAGGAGGCCGCCAUAGACCUGUUAUAGUGUUUUUGUUUAUUUUGCCGCAUAUUAAUAGAAUUUAUACUUUUAACGUUUUUUGUUGCAUGUUUGUUUGGUAAGUGUGUGGGCUCCUUAAUUUCACCUCUAAAAAAGCAAGUGUGAUUAUUGAUAUUGAGAAGGUCAGACAUCACGAAAGACUCAUUUACAAGAAUUUUAAAAGCCUGGAUUUUCACAGCUGGAAAUUUUGUGGAUCUGAAGAAAAGUGAUGCAGGGGAAUUCUGAUGGCAUUAAAUUACAGCAUCAAACAUCAUGUCACGUCCUGACAGCCUACAGUAUUUCAGUGCAGAGGUCACUGCUCCCCCACACACACACAUUGUAACCUUUUGUGCAUGUUCAUUGUGGUGAUGACAUCAGAGUCUUGAAUGCCCCGGUUCUGAAAUGUAAAAAUAAAGGAGAAUGUUCCCAUAAUUUGUCUGAUUAUUUUCUAAUAAAAAGUAGGUACAAUUUGUGGUUAACAGCAGUUGUUUUUUUAUAUAAUAAAAGUCAUCUGAACAC